Messenger RNA from Spinacia oleracea (spinach), 1155 nucleotides. RefSeq names its product phosphatidylglycerophosphate phosphatase PTPMT2. The record is from RefSeq and is a predicted model, not a curated record. Gene Ontology annotation, molecular function: phosphoprotein phosphatase activity. Gene Ontology annotation, biological process: protein dephosphorylation. Bases 141 to 950 code for a protein of 269 amino acids. NCBI's taxonomy places the organism in Eukaryota, Viridiplantae, Streptophyta, Magnoliopsida, Caryophyllales, Amaranthaceae. The transcript has 6 exons.
UACAUUCGAGCUUUUCCAGUCUUUCUAGUACUCCGUAACAGUUUAGCCAUCUUCCCAAGCAACACCUUGUUAGAUAGAGUACUACUGUAAUUAACUUAACAAUUCCAUUUGAUAAAAGAUUACGAAAUAUAAUUUAGAAAAUGACGACCCAACAAGAAGAUCCUGCUGAUGAUAGAGAAAAGGGGGAUUUGAAGAGAAAAAUCAUAAAAAUUGAUGCUAAAAAGGCGUUUAUUGGAGCUGGAGCUAGGUUGUUCUUCUACCCUACCCUCCUCUACAAUGUUCUUCGCAACAAAAUUGAAUCUGAUUUCAGAUGGUGGGAUCAAGUUGAUCAGCAGUUUUUGUUGUUGGGUGCUGUGCCAUUUCCUAAAGAUGUUCCAAGAUUGAAGCAACUUGGUGUUAGUAGGGUGAUUACCCUUAAUGAGCCAUUUGAGACAUUGGUUCCUUCAUCUAUGUACAAGGCUCAUGGAAUGGAACAUCUUAUCGUCCCAACCAGAGACUACCUGUAUGCUCCUUCUUAUAAUGAUAUCAAUAAAGCAGUAGAUUUCAUUCAUAGUAAUGCAUCUUGUGGUAGAGCUACUUAUGUACACUGUAAAGCUGGGAGAGGACGGAGCACAACCAUUGCACUGUGCUACCUGGUCAAGUACAAGAAAAUGACACCAUCUACUGCUAUGGAUAUGAUACGUGCAAAACGACCUCGAGUGUUAUUGACUUCUAUGCAGGCCAAGGCUGUUCAACAAUAUUAUAACACAUGUUUCCCUGACAGUGGGCACUCUGAUGAAGUUUUGGUAACACAGGCUGAUCUCGAAGGAUACAAGGAGACUUCUGAUUAUACUUCCGGUAACAAAUUCCCAAAACAAGUUGCAACAACACUUUCUUCCCUGCUCUCAACCUUGACGAUUGCUUCUAGUUGUGUGUCAAUUCGUAGUCAGCAUCCAAAGCAAACUUCGUGAUAGUUCAAAUUUCCCAGGAAUUUGUUACUUCUUUUCAAUAGAUUUGAUAAAUUGUUGAUUGUCUCUCAUUGUACAAAACCUGUAUAUUUGGCCUCUAUAUUGUAGGUACUCAACAUACUUGUAAAUAUAAUAUCAAAAGGUUUUGCACGCGUACAAUAAAUUUAUUGUACACCAAGAUAACUUUUAUGCAAUUUUUUUUUGUAAC